UCUUCCCGAAGAAACACGGAGAACUGGAGCUAAUUUCAGUAGGAAGUCCAGAAAUAGUGUCCAAAAAGUCCACAAGUUUCCCCACAUUCCCAGUUCCGACUAAGCGGCGAUUCAGCUUGGUUUUGGUUUUCCACCAGCCACAUGGAUCUUAAUGAUCUGAACAAGGUCUGGGAAGUCAAACCUUUGAAGAAGGUGCGUGAUGAUGAGGCAAGAGAAAUUCUUGAAAAGGUAGCGAAGCAAGUGCAACCUAUAAUGCGCAAACGGAAAUGGAAAGUCAAGUUGCUCUCUGAAUUUUGUCCUGCCAAUCCAUCACUUUUAGGACUCAACAUAGGAGGAGGUGCAGAGGUUAAGCUUAGAUUGCGGCGACCAAACAAUGAGUUGGACUUCUUCCCUUAUACUCAAAUUCUUCACACCAUGCUUCAUGAACUCUGCCACAAUGAAUAUGGCCCGCAUAAUGCUGAUUUUUAUAACCUAUUGGACGAAAUCAGGAAGGAAUGUGAAGAGCUUAUGGCUAAAGGAAUUACAGGUACUGGACAAGGAUUUGAUCUCCCCGGAAAGCGAUUGGGCGGGUUUUCUCGACAACCUCCAUUGUCAUCAUUGCGGCAGAAAGCACUGGCUGCUGCAGAAAAUAGAUCACGAGUUGGAGCACUUUUGCCAUCGGGGCCUAAGCGUCUGGGGGGUGAUAGUAGCAUCAAGGCUGCACUCACCCCAAUUCAGGCUGCCGCUAUGGCUGCAGAAAGGAGGUUACACGAUGAUCUGUGGUGCGGCUCCAAAAUGGUAGAGAGCGAGGGACCCUCUGAAAGCUCUAAAACUUCAGUAGGACCAAAGCCUGAUCAUAUUUCAGUUCUAGGAACCGAUCCUCAGAUAAUGUGGGAAUGUUGUACGUGUACUUUAUUGAAUCAGCCGCUAGCGCUUCUAUGCGGAGCUUGUGGAACCCCAAAGGAUAGAGGAAAUGAAGCAAAUGCAGCAAAAGUCUGGUCUUGUAAGUUUUGCACGCUGCAUAAUAGCCACGAGGUUGACCGGUGCUUAGCUUGUGGAGAGUGGAGAUACUCUUAUGGUCCACCUGUUUCAACCACUGGUCCUCAUAUUGGCACCUAAACCACGAGAAGCGAAGAAUUCUUAAAAAAUUACAGGCGGACUUUAGUACAGGUCAGACGUUAUUGAUUAAAUUAAUUGCAAAUGUGUAUAUGGUGUAAUUAAGUGGCCAUAUUCACCCUCCUUAUUGCCUAUUCUGCUCGAGAAACCAUCUUUUAAUUUGUUAAUAGUGUUCGAGAAAAAUAGUGUAAUUAAAGUAGUUGGUAUCAGAAGUUGAUAUGUUUUUCAACUUUUCACUCAAUUGCAUGAGUAGAAUAAUAAUUUGAUAUGCAAAUUAGAAAGUCAUUUGUCACGAA
Nicotiana attenuata is the source of this 1391-nucleotide messenger RNA. Its product is annotated as DNA-dependent metalloprotease WSS1-like. The transcript has 5 exons. NCBI's taxonomy places the organism in Eukaryota, Viridiplantae, Streptophyta, Magnoliopsida, Solanales, Solanaceae. Bases 142 to 1098 code for a protein of 318 amino acids. The record is from RefSeq and is a predicted model, not a curated record.